Molecule: messenger RNA, 2620 nt
Organism: Helobdella robusta
Lineage: Eukaryota; Metazoa; Annelida; Clitellata; Rhynchobdellida; Glossiphoniidae
Exons: 8
Coding region: 227-1441 (404 amino acids)
Biological process (GO): phosphatidylinositol phosphate biosynthetic process
Cellular component (GO): endomembrane system
Molecular function (GO): 3'-nucleotidase activity
Source: RefSeq, a predicted model, not a curated record
UGAAUGGUUUUAUAUUUAAUUAGGAAAGAUCACAUAAUUAGGCGUUUUAAUGGCAAAUGUAAAAGUAACAAACUAACUUGCAACUGUAGCACAACUUGCUAGUUGCUAUGCUAGGAACAUUAAAUAUGAAUUAUUUCUUAAUAAGAUUAUAAUUAUAAUUCCCUUAUCAAUCACAUCACACUUUCUUUAACAGUGUUCACUGAUUGAUCAUUGAUAUCUAAUCCUAAUGGUUCUACUAAAAGACACUAAUCAGCUGGUUAUUCAAAAGUUCUUUCAAAUGAUCAAAAAAACUAAUGCUGCAGCUGUAAAUUUUAGCAGUGUAAUCCACCAAUUCUUUAAAAUGCUCAUACUAAAACAUCUUAGAUUUACACUAUUAAUCAUAACAAUACUGAUAACCUACACAAUAUUAAUUUUUCAUCCUAAUCUCUCCAAACAUGUAUACAUACAAAAUCCUGAUAUAGUUGACUCGAAGGAAUUGUUGAGAACAUGCAUUAACUUGGCAGUUAGGGCCGGUUAUUUUAUAGUAAGAAUCAAAGAUCUUAACAAUUUUAACCAAUCAACGAUAGUUAAAGGUAAAACUAAGGAAGGUGCCGACGAAAAAAUGACACUGGCAGAUUUGAUAUCGCACUUGAUCAUCACAGAAGGCCUGAAAAGUUCAUUCCCCUUGUUAAAAUUAGUCUCUGAAGAACACGAUGACAGCAAUGAAAGUUUAAACCAUCUACUCGACAGGACAUCUUUAUCAGAUAUCAAUCAAAAGAUAGUUAAUAAUGAUACUAAUUAUUAUCAAAAUUUUGAUACUAAUGAUGAUAUUGAUGAUGAUACUGAUGAUGAGAAGCUAGAUAGUGUAAAGGGCUUUGUUAAUCUGACAGAUGCAGUUGCCUGGAUUGAUCCGCUUGAUGCUACUCAAGAGUUUACUGAGAAUCUUUUCAAUUACGUAACUGUGAUGAUAUGCUUGGCUGUAGAAGGUAGGCCAGUCAUUGGUGUUGUGUACAAGCCUUUCUCUGAACAGCUAUACUGGUCAUACAUAGACUCAGAGGGGCGAGGACACCUGUCGUGGCAUACCCCAGAGUACGAUGGGCAUGACCGGGCCGACCCGACCUUCAUAAUUUCAAGGUCACACAGUGGUAAUGUCCUAGCUAAACUUAACAAAAUUUUUGGGAAACGUUACCGGCAUGUUUUGGCUGGUGGAGCUGGUUACAAAACCCUGGCGAUAAUUGACAGGGAAGCAGAUGCCUACAUCCACGUGACUGCUAUUAAAAAGUGGGACAUUUGCGCCCCCGACGCCCUCAUAACUGCUUCCGGGGGUAAAAUGACGACCUUGAAAGGUCAAAUCAUCAAUUAUUCAUCAGCCAACCAGGUUUUAAAUAGAGACGGAUUGUUAGUAACAGGGAGUAAUGUAGGGGGGGUUAUAAUACAUAACAAGCUUUUGGAGAAAUUUUAAUUUUCUUUUAAUUGAUCAAUUAAUUAAUUAAUUGAUUAAUUAUUUAUUAAUUAAUUAAUCAAUCAAUCGAUGAUUGAUUGGUUGGUUGAUUGAUUGGUUGAUUGGUUUGAUUGAUUGAUUGAUUGAUUGAUUGAUUGAUUGAUUGAUUGAUUGAUUGAUUGAUUGAUUGAUUUGCUUAACCAUUGUUUAUUUACUUCAUGCGUUUGGUUUAGCUGUUCUUUUAUAACCUUUUUGUGGGAAUUUUCGUGUCUCAUGUGCUUUGUGUAUUUUUCUUUCAUAAUUUGUUUUGUUAAAUAUCUAUCCGUUCAGUUUUUACUAAACUCGUCAUAAUUAUAUUUUACUAUAUUAAAUAUUACUUUAUAUUGAAAUUUCUUAUAUUACAAAUAAUUAUUUAUUAUGAAUAAAAUGUUAUUUUAUAUAUAAUAUAUAUAUGUAUAUAUAUAUAUAUAUAUAUAUAUAUAUGUAUAUGUAUAUAUAUACAGGCAGAUUUCACAGUUCAUGAAUUUAUAAGCCACCUACUCGGUCAAUUUCGGCGUGAAUAUCUCAUGAUAUGCGAUAUAUAGGCAAGGAAGUUAAUACCAAAGUACCGUUAUCACCGAUAAUGUAUCGGUUACGGUUCCGGUAUUCGAGUAUCGCCCUUGUAUUAGUAUUGCCGGCAAUAUUUUCAAAAACGAUCAUUGGAUUUGGUAUCGACAAUACACUUCAAAGCCGGUAUUUGCAUCGGUAUUGGCUAUACAUAUUUAGAGUAUCAUUUAGAGUAUCGUUAAAAAUCCUGAAGAUAACGCACUGUGUUAAUCAUAUUAGUACCAUUUAUGUUGUCGUUGUGGCAUGCGUUAUAUAUCCAUAUAUGUAUAUUUCAAUUCCUAGUACCGUGUAUCGUUUGUGUUAUACCAGAUUGGAAGAUUGAAAACAGCGGUAAUUGUAUGUUAUUGACGUUGUGCUUACUAAACAUUAUUAUUGUUGUUAUUAUUAUUAUUCUAUUUUAUUAUUUUUAUGGUGGCCGAUAGUUUGAUAUGUCAUAUUGUUAGACCUUACAUUCCAUUUAAUGAGGAUAAUUGAAAAUUAUAGCAUUAUUACUGCUUAUGCAAUUGUAUUUUCGUAUUUUUUGGUAUGUGCUACUAUAUGGUGUGUGGUUAAGUCUUGGAUAGGAAGUUAUCAGACGAAUAAAUUAUAUUCCCU